Messenger RNA from Ichthyophthirius multifiliis, 1122 nucleotides. RefSeq names its product protein kinase domain protein. Gene Ontology annotation, cellular component: cytoplasm; nucleus. The record is from RefSeq and is a predicted model, not a curated record. The transcript is spliced from 7 exons. Gene Ontology annotation, molecular function: ATP binding; protein serine/threonine kinase activity. Lineage: Eukaryota; Ciliophora; Oligohymenophorea; Hymenostomatida. Gene Ontology annotation, biological process: mitotic DNA damage checkpoint signaling; protein phosphorylation.
AUGGCAAGUUAACAUAAAGGAAAAGAAUCACUAAUAAAUGAAAUAGUCAUUAUGCGUAAUUUAAGAUGUUAACAUAUAAUAAAUUUAUAUGAAGUAUAUGAAACUACUAAUUCUAUAUAUUUUGUUUUGGAUAUAUUAAAUGGUGGAGAAUUACUAAAUAAAGUUCGUGACAAAACAAUGAGUGAAUUGGAUUUAAAAAUUUUAAUGAGAAAUCUUCUUCUUGGUCUAUAGUAUUUGCAUUACAAAAAUAUAAUGCAUAGAGAUUUAAAACCUGAAAAUUUACUUUUAAAAUCUAAAGAUAAUGAUUACGAUUUAGUAGUUGCAGAUUUAGGAUUAGCUACUUUUACGAACACUAAAAAUAUUUUAUUCAAAAGAUGUGGUACACCAGGUUUUGUAGCACCUGAAAUUUUAAGCUUUAAUGAAGGGGAUACUUUUUAUGAUGUAAAAUGUGAUAUAUUUUCUGCUGGAGUCAUUUUUUAUUUACUUUUGACAGGAAAAUAACCUUUUGAAGGAAAAGAUUAUAAAUAAAUACUAAGAGCAAAUAAAGCAUGCGAAGUUUAAUUUGAUAUUCCUGAAUUAGAAAAUGUUUCUGUUAAUGCGAAAGACCUUUUAAUUUAAAUGCUUGAAGCUUCUCCUAUCAAUAGACCUUCAGCAAGUUAAUGCUUAGAACAUCCUUUUAUUUCAGAUAAUUUAUAAAAAAAUACUUAAGGAUUAUUAAACGCUUAAUAGAAUUUAGGAAACUAUAACGUUGAUUAUUUAGCAAUAGUUAGAAAUAAGAAUAAGAAUGAUGUUGAUUCUUAAGAACAUAUAGGAUCUUUAGCUUUGCAUUCUAAUGGAGUUCCAGCAAUGAAUGGAAUGACGGAUACUGUUGGAAGCUUAAGCACUUAUAGUAAUCCAAAUUUAAAUAAAGGAAAUGAAUAACAUGUUGCUUAAACUUCGAAAUUCUCAAAUAGAAUGAAAAACGAUAGUAUAGAUUAAAAUAUGUAGAAAAAUUAAGGAAGUAAUAAUGAUAACCCGAAAAACUAAUAAAAAUAAGUUAAUUAAACUAUCUAUAAUGACUCCUCUCUUAAUUUAUUAUUGUUAUAUUCUUUCGCUAUAUCAGUUUUUAUUAAUUAUUGUUGA